CUCAAGCGUGGAAUCGCUGUUGCAAUGAAAUUAGUCGAUUGUGCCACCUGCCAUGAACAUUUACCCUUAAAAGCAAUUCCGUUUCAGAAGUCGCAUAUUUUGAAUGAAAAAGGAACGUGGGGUGAACUCGCCGCUUUCGUUGUAAUCGAAGUGUAAAAGCGACGUAGCGACAGUUAAUAUUUGGAUCAAUCUUUCACCCAGCCAUUAGCUUCCGCCCGUUGAAGGUGACGUCGAGACCUGUCACUUAAAGUACCUUUCUACCCAAAUCUCACGCCGAGUGAGCACUGACUUUCCCGCGUACUCUCUCGCGUACCAUGGCGAAACACAACGAAGAAAAAGCCACCUAUUUGCAAAAGUUCACCAUUGCGGUGUUUGGAGACUCCGGAGUCGGUAAAACAUCUGUUAUCAGUCGACUUGUGGGAACAGCGUUCAAUCACGAACAUCUACCCACUGUUGAAGAUUUUCACGUCAAGCAUUUAGCUUACAAGAACAAAACCUGUGAACUUCAGAUCAUCGACACCUCAGGAACGUAUGAAUUCCCAGCCAUGAGACGCGUUGACAUGGAAAAAGCAGACUCCAUUGUUUUGGUUUAUUCUAUGGACCGACCAGAAUCAUUUACAAAGAUCGAACGCUACAUGGACGAAAUUAAGGAGAGUAACAACGCCACGCAGAGUGACAAACCUGUUGUGGUGAUUUCAAACAAAUCGGACCUCUCCCACUUGUCGCCACCAAAGUUUGUGGACAAACGAGGUUUAAAUAUUAGCGUAGGGAUGUAUUUAGAGGGCAAAUAUGGUUGCCAUUGGUUCGACUGUUCAGCCAAGCUGAACGAAAACGUUGAGGACAUAUUUCAGAAAGUGUUGGAAUACUUAUUCGACAACGGGAGUACUAAGAGCAAAAAUGGUCGUGCACGACCUCCUAUUAGAAAGAUCAGUUCACUUAUUCACCAAAAAAUCAAAAUAUCUCGAUAAUGCAUUUACUAGUUCAUAAAUCCUUCACAACAUUAGGCAUGCUUUAUUUUGCUUAUUCAUUUUCUUUGAAUUCAUAUUGGUCUGUUUACAAUUGUUCAAAAUUGGUUUAAUGCGACGUAUAUUAAUUUGUUAAUCAUCACCCGACAUUGUACUCAGCCUUUAAAAGUAUUUAUAUUGUUUUGAAAUAAGGAGAUUUUAUCCUAUUUAUUUUUCAUCGCAUAGCUAGUAUUAUUUGCAUGGGGUUUCGAACAAGAGGAUGUAUUCUCUGGUUUCGAACUGAGAUAUUAAUUAGUGAUUCGCAAUUGGAACGUGAUUAAACGCCCCAAAAUGUGUUUUUUAUUUGGUGGAAAGAAGCAGGUGCUAACAGUUUACUUACAAAAAAUAUAUGUAAAGCACGUAUAGAAAUUCUAGAAAAUAUUCAUAAUUGACAUUUCAACCGUUUAAUAUAAGGAUUCCUGUCUUUUUCGCCGGAUCAAUUGAUCUUGAGUUGUUGUAAAUACAAUUGAAAAUGAAUAUUUAUGUAAGUAGGAAUUAGAAGAAA
This is a messenger RNA of Pocillopora verrucosa, 1509 nucleotides long. Its product is annotated as GTP-binding protein Di-Ras2. The record is from RefSeq and is a predicted model, not a curated record. NCBI's taxonomy places the organism in Eukaryota, Metazoa, Cnidaria, Anthozoa, Scleractinia, Pocilloporidae. Gene Ontology annotation, biological process: signal transduction. Gene Ontology annotation, molecular function: GTP binding; GTPase activity; GDP binding. Gene Ontology annotation, cellular component: plasma membrane.